Myodes glareolus (Bank vole) is the source of this 1820-nucleotide messenger RNA. RefSeq names its product hyaluronidase 1 (gene Hyal1). Gene Ontology annotation, molecular function: hyalurononglucosaminidase activity. The record is from RefSeq and is a predicted model, not a curated record. Lineage: Eukaryota; Metazoa; Chordata; Mammalia; Rodentia; Cricetidae. Gene Ontology annotation, biological process: hyaluronan catabolic process; carbohydrate metabolic process. Gene Ontology annotation, cellular component: cytoplasmic vesicle.
UGGUGUGACUGUCUACAAAAGCUCAGAAUUUCCCCGAAGCUGCAGCUGCAGCAGCCACAAGCAGCAGCUUCUCGAAGUUGCUGCAACUAAGGCCAGAACUGAUCCAAGCCAUGCUUGUGCUUACACAGCAUGGGCAGGAAGUUUGGAGAAAGAAACCCUUCAGUCCUGAGGUCUCUCCAGACCCACCCCAUGUCACUGCAGCCCACCUGCUUUACGUCUGUACCCUCUUCCUGACCUUGCUCAACUUGGCCCAAGGCUCCAGAGGUUCCAUGGUACCUGACAAGCCGUUCAUCACUGUUUGGAAUGCAGACACUUACUGGUGCCUGAAGAGUUAUGGAGUGGAUGUGGAUGUCAGUGUGUUUGACGUGAUUGCCAACAAGGAGCAGAGCUUUCAAGGCCUUAACAUGACAAUUUUCUACAACUGGCAGUUGGGCACCUACCCCCACUAUACAGCCACCGGGGAAGCCGUAUAUGGUGGCCUGCCCCAGAAUGCCAGCCUGGUUACCCACCUCGCUCACGCAUUCCAGGACAUCAAGGCUGUCAUGCCUGAACCUGACUUCUCAGGACUGGCAGUCAUUGACUGGGAGGCAUGGCGCCCACGAUGGGCCUUCAACUGGGACAGCAAGGACAUUUAUCGACAGCGCUCAAUGGCACUUGUCCAGGCAGAACACCCUGACUGGCCAGAAACUUCAGUGGAGGCAGUAGCUCAGGACCAGUUCCAGGAAGCUGCACAGGCCUGGAUGGCAGGCACCCUCCAGCUGGGGCAGGUACUGCGUCCUCGUGGCCUCUGGGGCUACUAUGGCUUCCCUGACUGCUACAACUACGACUUCCUAAGUUCCAAUUACACAGGCCAGUGCUCACUAAACAUCCGUGAUCAGAAUGACCAGCUAGGGUGGUUAUGGAACCAGAGCUAUGCCCUCUAUCCCAGUAUCUACUUGCCUCCGGCACUGAUGGGCACAGGGAAGGCACAGUUGUAUGUUCGACACCGUGUACAAGAGGCAUUCCGUGUAGCUAGCGCUUCCAGAGACCCCAGUGUGCCCAUACUGCCCUACGUCCAGAUCUUCUAUGAAAUGACAGGUCAUCUCCUGUCCCUGGAGGAGCUGGAACAGAGCAUUGGGGAGAGCGCAGCUCAGGGAGCAGCAGGUGUGGUGGUCUGGGUGAGCUCAAAAAAUACAUCUACCAAGGAAUCAUGCCAGGUCAUUAAAGAGUAUAUGGAUUCCACACUUGGCCCUUUCAUCAUGAACGUGACCAGUGCAGCUCUUCUCUGCAGUGAAGCUCUGUGUUCCGGCCACGGUCGCUGUGCCCGCCACCCCAGUUAUCCUGAGGCUCUGCUCACCCUCAACCCGGCCAGUUUUUCCAUUCAGCUAACACGUGAUGGCAGGCCCCCAAGCCUCCAUGGUGCCCUCACACUUAACGAUCGGGCAAAGAUGGCUAUGAAAUUCAAGUGUCGCUGCUACCGUGGAUGGCAUGGAAAGUGGUGUGAGAAGCAGGGUGGUGACAUUCCGGGCACGGAGGACUUAGGAGGAGGUACGCCGUCGCCGGGGAAGACUGCUGUGAGUCCUCCGUACGGCUGGGACCAGCGUAGGCAAACCGAGGAAUCGGAGCCAGAGACCGCGAGAUACCGAACCGUGCGCAGGCUGGACGCGGACCAUCCCGGAACUCGGCUUUAACAUGUUUCCAUCUUUGUGGCACGACCAUGCAGCUAGGCCUAACCCUGGUGGUGGGGGUAGCCCUGUGCUUGGUGUAUGGCCAGUCUUUGCCGCAGGUUCCUGAGCGUCCCUUUUCUGUGCUGUGGAAUGUACCCUCAGCAAGAUGUAAGG